CAUUUACCACCCACUGACCCACUCGCCUACACAAGAUAAUCACUAAUCAGUUAUCAAUACAAUAGCAGUUGGAAUGACAGUAAACUGGAUUGCAGAUUGUUCAUUUUUGUUAACAUAUUUUGUGGUUUAGCUAUAAAGGUAUUAGCUGUCAGUUGCAGAAAUGAGCGAAGAACAUUUGGAUUUUGAAGUUGAUGAAUCAAUGUCAAGAAUGAGUAACGAAGAGGGUUAUCUAGAUGACUGUGUUAUCAAUUCACAGACUUGAACAACUUCAAUGAAUGCCGUUGAUGAAUAAGAAGCAGAAUACAGAAUAGAUCUCAUUGAAUCCCGUAAUCAAAAACACUGGAUUUACAAUAAUAUCCUGUUUACUCAACAGUGACUUGAAUGAUUGAAGUUCAGCAUUUCAGUUCAUGGAAUGAGAAUGAUAGACUUCAACUAAUGGAAGAUCAGCAAGAGAUGCUCAAUUCAUCUCUUAUGGCAUUGACCUCACAUUUCGCUCAGGUUCAGCUACGUUUGCGGCAGAUUGUAGAAGCACCCCCAGACGAGAAAGAAAAUCUUUUAAAAGAGCUUGAAGAAUUCGCCAAUCGUGGUAUACCUCUGCCAUGUGAUUCGUCCAAAGCAUCCUUCCUUCAACUGGAAAAUGAAACAGAUCAACUUGAAGAAAAAAUAAAUAUUCAACGAAUAAAGCAGAAGAAACUGAUCACUCAAUUGAAGGCCCAGCUGGAAGACUUGGAACAAUAUGCCUAUGAAACAGGCGAUGCCGAGCUGCCCCAGAGUCUAGUCAUGGAAAGACAAAAGCUAGUUAUCGAUCAAUUGAAAGGAAGAUUGAAUUUGAAUAUAGAUCAUAUUGAUCAAUUGACGAUGGAUGAUUUGAAAGUUCAUAUUGAUCACGCAAUCGCUCAGCUGGUAAGUCCCAUGAAGAUGAAAGAGCAAUUGGUGACUCAAUUGAAGACUCAAAUCACCGAUUUGGAACGUUUCAUUGAAUUUCUCCAAGGAGGAUCAGAUGUUACGACCUCACAGACCGCCUGCACAUGUAAGUGCCCUCUGCACAGGCAUAAGAUGAAAGGACUCGAUUCGAAAUCAGAGCAUCGCAAGACAGAACAAGAGCUUCGAGCAAGGACAAUAAACAUAAUCAGAAGGGUGGUUGCGAUCCUUCACGUUUUCGCUGGUCAUCAUAUUGGACAAACUGAACGAUUUACUAGGAAUAUAUUGAAGAAAACGAUGAAAGUUAAUCAUUGGGGAGACACGGCUGCUGAACUGCAACUAGCCAUCGAUGAAGUGGUGAGCCUUGCGCAAUGGCCCUCUGCGGACCCCACCACUGACAGUGACUAUGUGAGUGACUCCGAGGCGAGUGGUGCCCUCUUGAACAGCCAGCAGUGCAACAGUCAGCUGGUGCGAGCUGUACGCAAGAAUCUUGCUCCUCGUCUGCAACAGCUCUUGCAACAUGGCUUGUCCCCGGUGAAUGAUAGUUUGAGCUUGGUGCAGCCAUUUUUAGCAUGCUUGCCACAGGCGACAGCUCCCAGUCGGCCCAUGCAUGCUUGGGAGCUGCUAGUCAAAUACUAUGAGAUGAAAAAAGGAGACCAGUAUAAUGCAUCUCCGGCUUGUAAAUUGUCUCAAAGCUUCAAUCUUGAUCUUCUUGGGAGUAGUAUUUCCAAUAAGCAGAAACUUCUGAGCACUAUUGGGAACAUACAGCUAUCGCACUCGAAAUUCAAGAGAAGUUACGACUCACAUUUCAAAGCAUUUGUUUGUGAAGCAUUGAACUUGAAAACUCUAGUCAUUUGGUUACGGAUAAUUUUAAGAAGCAAUUCUCUAAUCGAUCAAUACUAUCAACCGUGGAGCUACGUUGUUAAAACAGGGUUCGAAGAUAGUUUCAGAAGUUUGGAGAAACUCAGCACCUGUACUUUCAACUUACCUGUCGAUUCUUCUAUCAGACCUUUUCAAAAUAUAAGGCAUGCUUUUUAAUAGUCAAUAAAGGCAUGCUUAAUAAGUCUACUUAAUUGAAUUGUCUUGAACUAUCAUUAAAUUAUAUUCUUGAGGUGUUUAAAUUUUUGAAAUACUUGGAUUAACAUUAUAUCUUUAAUUAAUACAGAAAUAACUACAUAGUAGUUAUUCUUUAAAACUUUUACAAAAACCCUACUAGUUUCAACUUUCAAGUGCCCUUUUCUUGAACAAGGCAUUUUUUUUAAUGGACACUUGGAAAUGGUUUGAAAGCUGAAACUAGUAGUGUUUCUGUAAAUAAAGGGUACUAUGUAGUUAUUUCUGUAUAUAAAGGGUACUAUGUAGUUAUUUCUGUAUACAUUAAUCAAUUAAAAUAGCCCUAUUAAAAUACUUUAUUAGAUUAUAUCGUUAAUUUUAUUGUUGAGGAAGAUUCAUGUAGUUAAAAUUAGCUUCCAAUGUUCCAUUAAAUACAUAACAAUUCAAUGGGAAAUGUGCCGUUCGUCUGGUAUUAGUUUUCUCCAUUGAGAAGAAUGUGUUUCAUACUAUAGUAAAUAAGCAACGUAUGAUAAUAACCUCGAUUACCGAAACACUUUCUUCAAGUUUGAAGGAACUUCAUUCACAAUGUUAUUUGUUGUGUUGAAAGUAUUAAAGUUUUAUGAUUAAGUAUCCAA
Messenger RNA from Nilaparvata lugens (brown planthopper), 2606 nucleotides. RefSeq names its product RUN domain-containing protein 1. NCBI's taxonomy places the organism in Eukaryota, Metazoa, Arthropoda, Insecta, Hemiptera, Delphacidae. The transcript is spliced from 15 exons. The coding region runs from base 382 to 1959 and encodes 525 amino acids. The record is from RefSeq and is a predicted model, not a curated record.